This is a messenger RNA of Sapajus apella (tufted capuchin), 518 nucleotides long. RefSeq names its product antioxidant 1 copper chaperone (gene ATOX1). Gene Ontology annotation, molecular function: copper chaperone activity; metal ion binding. The coding region runs from base 132 to 338 and encodes 68 amino acids. Gene Ontology annotation, biological process: copper ion transport. The record is from RefSeq and is a predicted model, not a curated record. Lineage: Eukaryota; Metazoa; Chordata; Mammalia; Primates; Cebidae. Gene Ontology annotation, cellular component: cytosol. The transcript has 4 exons.
AGGGGGCGGGGCCUGCGGGACGGGGCUUCCAACGCGCACUCUCGGAAGCGCGGCGGAACCCGCCCUCCGAGCCCAGAGAGGCGCUACUGCCACUGCCGCCUCACCGCCGCCGCACCGCCGCCGCCUCGGUCAUGCCGAAGCACGAGUUCUCCGUUGACAUGACCUGUGGAGGCUGCGCUGUAGCCGUCUCUCGGGUCCUCAAUAAACUUGGAGGAGUUAAGUAUGACAUUGACCUGCCCAACAAGAAGGUCUGCAUUGAAUCUGAGCACAGCAUGGACACUCUGCUUGCAACCCUGAAGAAAACAGGAAAGACUGUUUCCUACCUUGGCCUCGAGUAGCAGGGACCUGGUCCCCACAGCCCGCAGGAUGGACCAAAGAGGGCAGGCUCCCGAUCCACCCCUGGCUUCCAGACAGACCUGGGACUUGGCAGUCUUGCUGAACAAUGGUUUUCCUGCAGAGACCCUCAGUUCUGUUCCUUUCUAGCUUCCUCGAAAUAAAAUCGAGCUGCUUUUGUUGGA